Teleopsis dalmanni is the source of this 1696-nucleotide messenger RNA. Its product is annotated as globin CTT-VI. Gene Ontology annotation, biological process: oxygen transport. The record is from RefSeq and is a predicted model, not a curated record. NCBI's taxonomy places the organism in Eukaryota, Metazoa, Arthropoda, Insecta, Diptera, Diopsidae. Gene Ontology annotation, cellular component: extracellular region; hemoglobin complex. Bases 695 to 1162 code for a protein of 155 amino acids. The transcript is spliced from 4 exons. Gene Ontology annotation, molecular function: heme binding; oxygen binding.
UAGUACACGUAUUUACCGUGCGGACAAAAUUCAUAAAACGGAUGUUGAAUUAAAAUUAGAGAGCUACGACGAUUAGUAAUAUAUAAAGAUCAAAUUUACAAAAAAAAAUAGAUAUUUCGGUUACUCAAAAUUAAUAAAAUAAGUAAUAUGUUAUAUUAUUGAUUAAAUAGUUAAUAAUCGUUAAAUAAUUUUAUGGCAAGCGAAUAUGUUUUAUUUGCAAUCAUUAAAUUAACCAUCAACGGAAACGUGACAAAACUUGUAUAAACAACCGGAAACGUGUAUGUCUUUGUGUAAAUAAAUUGACACGCUUUACGUGAAACAGCUGAUUCAAACAAGUAAAAAGUAAAAGAAAAAUAAUAUAUCAAGGAAUUUCGGAAUUCUUCCCUUUCUACUGGAUUUUAUGGCUGCAUUGUAGCUUGAAAUUGUUUGCACUUGAAAGCAAUAUCCUUUAAAUUUAUGUAUUUAUUUGGUGUCCUUGCAUUCAAGUAUCGUCUGUGUAACGGUGUGUAAUAAAUACGAGCAGUAAAAGAUACAAAAAAAAUAAGAUAAAAUAAAAUAAAAAACGAAAACAAUAACUCAUAACAAAACAAGAGUGCACAAUAUUCAAAAAGCGCCAGAAAAAAAAAAACAAGAGGAAAUUAAAUAAAAUAUAAGAAGAAAGUUUUAGUAACAGCUAUAAAUAAAACUAAUCAAUAUGAACCCCGAAGAGAUUCAUCAAAUUAAAAAAACCUGGGAGAUUCCAAUGGAAAAUCCAGCUGAAUCGGGUGCAGCAAUAUUACUUCAAUUUUUCACCAAAUAUCCGUCCAAUUUGCAAAAGUUUUCAGCAUUCAAAGAUUCACCUAUACCAGAACUACCUAAUAACCCUCGUUUCAAAGCACAUGCAGUACGUAUUAUUCGCGUUUUUGAUGAUUCCAUACAAUUACUGGGCUACGAUGUAGCAGCUGAAAAACUAGAAGAAAUGUGGUCUAAGAUUGCUACAUCCCAUUUUCAUAGACAAAUUCAAAGGCAAUCAUUUAAUGAACUUAAAGAAGUUAUACUUGAAGUCCUUACUGCUGCCUGUUCUCUAAACGAGCAACAAAUCGCCGCAUGGUCCAAAUUAAUGGAUAUUGUCUACAGCAUUGUUUUUCAGAAGUUGGAUAAACUUGAAUCUGGAGAGCAAUAGAACUAACUGCAUAUCGUUGAAUAAACAGAUAUUCAUAAAUAUAUAAAUGCAUUUUAGCAGCAGCACACACACACACACGCAUUUAGAUUUAGUAGGGGUUUCAUGUGAUUUAUAGUUUGCUAACAUAGGAGAAUAUAUAAUCAAUGUAAAAUUUUUUGACUCAUGACUUAUGGCUCAUGAAUGAAAUUCUACAAUAUCAGAACUUCUUGUUUUUAUAAAAUUUUACUUUUAAUGUAUACACUAGUACGAUAAGUACAAGUAAAUAAUUUACAGGAAUCUAGUUAGCUUUGUAUACACUCUACACCCUCUACCCUUAAACACAAGGAUUCUGUUUUUUAUAUGUUGAGUACACGCGCUUAUAACAUUUUAUCAAAUUAAUUUAAAAAAAAAUUAUAAAAAAGUAAUUCAAUAAUGUUUUAACAUAUAUAUGUAAUGGUACUAAAACAACGCUUUAAACGUAACAUUUGUAAGAUUCUAAUAACUAAUUUAGAAAUAGUAAACAAUGUAAAACAAUGGAACAAUAUUUGUAAGUUC